Messenger RNA from Guillardia theta CCMP2712, 294 nucleotides. RefSeq lists its product as hypothetical. The transcript is spliced from 5 exons. NCBI's taxonomy places the organism in Eukaryota, Cryptophyceae, Pyrenomonadales, Geminigeraceae. The record is from RefSeq and is a predicted model, not a curated record. The annotation marks the transcript as partial. Gene Ontology annotation, cellular component: membrane.
UUCUUGCUAUCAGGGCUGUGCGAGAUCGGAGGAGGGUGGCUGGUGUGGAACAGCAUCAGGGAGGGCAAGCCUGUAUGGCACGGCAUCCUUGGUGGAGUGAUCCUGGCGAUUUAUGGAGUGGUCGCUACCCUACAGCCAGAGGGGCUGGACUUCGGUAGAGUCUACGCCGCCUACGGAGGAUAUUUCAUCCUGCUCUCCCUCCUCUGGGGCGUCUACGUGAUGGACGCCGGGGACUUCGUGGGAAGUGCCAUGGCUAUCGCUGGAGCACUUAUCAUAGUGUUCUGGAAGAGAUGA